AUGGGCAAAGUCACGCAUAUUGUCCAGCUCCAGUUCAAGAGCGAUGUCAGCCAAUCCACUAUACAAGACGCUAUUAACACCAUGCUUUCGCUAAAGGAGGAGUGCCUCCACCCCAAGACAGGAAAGCCAUACAUUGUUUCGAGUACAGGAGGGAAGGAGUGUUCUGUGGAGGGAAUGCAGAACGGCAUUACGCAUGUCUUCGUCGUCGAGUUCGCAUCUGUCGAGGAUCGCGACUAUUACGCGAAGGAAGACCCGAAACACCUUGCUUUCGGUGCAAGUCUGGGUCCUAUCAUCGCACAAGUGCAGGUGGUGGACAUCGAAAAUGGUGUUUACUGA
Aspergillus thermomutatus is the source of this 336-nucleotide messenger RNA. RefSeq names its product Dabb family protein. Lineage: Eukaryota; Fungi; Ascomycota; Eurotiomycetes; Eurotiales; Aspergillaceae. The record is from RefSeq and is a predicted model, not a curated record. Bases 1 to 336 code for a protein of 111 amino acids. The transcript has 3 exons.